Molecule: messenger RNA, 1440 nt
Organism: Zingiber officinale
Lineage: Eukaryota; Viridiplantae; Streptophyta; Magnoliopsida; Zingiberales; Zingiberaceae
Product: U-box domain-containing protein 4-like
Exons: 2
Coding region: 55-1080 (341 amino acids)
Cellular component (GO): cytoplasm; nucleus
Molecular function (GO): protein binding
Source: RefSeq, a predicted model, not a curated record
CCUCUGAGAAACCUCCAUUGUUCAACCGCCCGAUUAGCUCGGUCGACAGAUCCAAUGGAAGUGAUGGUGGUGGAGAGACCGCCGGAGUUUCUUCCCCGCAUCACCCGGAGCUACAGCGACUGCAAUAGCCGCCGUUCCGACGAUUCCCCACUCGUCCGGUGUCAAACAAGCUGCUCCUCCUCCCUCCAUCGCUUCCUCGUCCACUCCGCCGCCGAAUGCUCCGACGACGCCAUUUGCAAGCUCAUCGCCGACCUUGACUCGCCCUCCAUCGAAUCCAAGCGCCUCGCCGCAACGGAGCUCCGUUUCCUCGCCAAGCACAGCCCCGAGAACCGCGUCCUUAUCGCCCGCGCCGGCGCCGUCGCACCCCUCGUCGCCCUCCUCUCCCACCCCGAUCCUCAGAUCCAGGAGCAAGGCGUCACCGCUAUUUUAAACCUCUCCCUCUGCGAUGAGAACAAAUCCGCCAUCGCCGGUGCCGGCGCCAUCCGCCACCUCGUCUUCGCUCUCCGCUUCGGCACCCCCGCUGCCCGUGAGAACUCCGCUUGCGCCCUCCUCCGCCUCGCCCAGCGCGACGACCUCCUCGCCGCUAUCGGCUGCUCGGGUGCCAUCCCAGCCCUCGUCUCCCUCCUCGAGACAGGCGGACCCCGCGGGAAGAAGGACGCCGCCACCGCCCUCUUCGCCCUCUUAGCUGCGAAGGAGAACAUGACCCGGGCAGUGGAGGCCGGAGCGGUGCGCCCCCUUCUGGAUCUGAUGGCCGAUCCGGAGUCUGGGAUGGUGGACAAGGCGGCAUACGUGCUCCACCGGGUGUUGUCGUUGCAGGAGGGGCGUAGGGCAGCGGUGGCGGAGGGCGGCGUACCUGUGCUGGUGGAGAUGGUGGAGGUCGGGACCCGCCGGCAGAAGGAAGUGUCGAUGCUAUCGCUUCUCGAAAUAUGCAAGGAGGGCGCUGCGUACCGAAGGAUGGUAGUCCGCGAGGGCGGCAUUCCGCCAGUCGUAGCUCUGGUUCAGUCCUCCUCGGAGAAGACGAAGGAGAAGGCGGAGGCGUUGAUUGCGCUUUUACGGCAACCGACCGCACCACUUUCAUAGUUCAGUAUUACCGACACGUGUCGGAGAAGGUGGGUAAAUAUUUACUUUCGGCCGCUGCCACUAUCAACGGAGAUGAUGAGGGUCGGCUCGUUUAUUUUUUUUUCCUUCGCCUUUUUAGUGAAAAUGGUCGGGUUUUAUUAUAUUAGAAACUUGUUUUAAAAAAAAAAAAAAAAAAAAAAAAAAAAAAAAAAAAAAAAAAAAAAAAGCAUAAAGAGUUGUGUUUUGUUAAUAUUUAGUAGGCUGUGCUGGUCUUGUGAACGUCCUGGGUUGGACGUUAAUGAUACAAGUUGUAGUGUACUAAAUUGCUAGUGCACUUGUAUUGAACUUUGUGUACAAACGAUUUAAUUUGGUUUCACUCGA